CGGGGAGCUGUCACCGUGGACCGCGGCGGCGGCGGUGGCGGCGGCGGCGGCACGGAGCCGGUAGUGGAGCCGCCGAGGCAAUGUGCACAGCCCCCAGUGGGUCAGGCCACUGGUAUUGUGAAAAGAGCAUUGGACGGAAAGACGGAAGACGGGCGAUCUGCCGUUCGCUGACUCUGAGGCUGAUCUGGGCCUCUAGAAAGGAGCUCGUACUGGAGGGUCACGCAGCACAAUGCCAGCUCUGCCCCUGGACCAACUCCAGAUCACCCACAAGGACCUGAAGACAGGAAAGCUGAGGACAUCACCAGCGCUGCACCCCGAGCAGAAGGCAGACCGGUAUUUUGUGUUAUACAAACCGCCCCCUAAAGACAACAUUCCCGCCCUAGUGGAGGAGUACCUGGAACGCGCCACCUUCGUAGCCAAUGACCUCGACUGGCUCCUGGCCUUGCCUCACGAUAAAUUCUGGUGCCAGGUCAUCUUCGACGAGACCCUGCAGAAGUGCCUGGACUCCUACCUGCACCAUGUUCCCCGGAAGUUCGACGAGUGGGUGGCCCCGGCGCCCGAGGUUGCUGACAUGCAGAAGCGUCUCCAUCGCAGCGUUUUUCUCACCUUCCUCCGCAUGUCCACUCACAAGGAAUCCAAAGAUCACUUCAUUUCCCCCUCUGCGUUUGGAGAAAUCCUCUACAAUAACUUCCUGUUUGACAUCCCAAAGAUCCUGGACCUCUGCGUGCUCUUUGGAAAAGGCAACUCGCCGCUGCUCAAGAAGAUGAUAGGAAACAUCUUUAACCAGCAGCCAAGUUACUACAGUGACCUGGAUGAGAGCAUGCCCACCAUCCUUCAGGUCUUCAGCAAUAUCCUCCAGCACAGCGGCUUGCAAGGGGACGGGGCCAGCUCCACACCCCAGAAGCUUGAAGAGCGGGGCCGGUUGACCCCCAGUGACAUGCCUCUCCCGGAGUUAAAGGACAUUGUUCUCUACCUUUGUGACACCUGCACUACGCUCUGGGCCUUUCUGGACAUCUUCCCUUUGGCUUGCCAAACCUUCCAGAAACACGACUUCUGUUACAGCCUGGGGCUGGCCCAGCCUGUUCAGCCGUGCUGGAGGCCAGGCACGCCCACUGAGCAAAUGCAUGACCUCAUCCCGAGAACUUUCUGCGAGGGACGAGUCGCCAACAGCUUUGCUAAUCCCUCUCAUGGCAGCCUUCUCCUUUCUCUUGAACUCGCUUCCUUUUACGAACUAGCAAUUCCCGAGCUGGAGUCUGCAAUUAAGAAGAGGAGGCUUGAAGACAGCAGGCUGCUGGGUGACCUGUGGCAGAGGCUGUCCCACUCCAGGAAGAAGCUGCUGGAGGUUUUUCACAUCCUCCUGUACCAGAUCUGCCUUCUCCCCAUCCUAGAAAGCAGCUGUGACAACAUUCAGGGCUUCAUUGAAGACUUCCUGCAGAUCUUCAGCUCUUUGCUGCAGGAGAAGAGGUUCCUCCGGGACUACGAUGCGCUCUUCCCGGUGGCCGAUGAUGUCAGCUUGCUGCAGCAGGCCUCGUCCGUCUUAGAUGAGACACGGGCUGCCUACAUCCUCCAGGCGGUUGAGAGUGCGUGGGAAGGGGUGGACCGACGGAAACCCACAGACGCGAAAGACCCCCCAGGGGCCGAGGAUCUUAAUGGCGUCGGGGCGACCGCAGAGCCAGUCAGGGGACCGGCCUCACAUCCGGAGAACUCGGAGGAGGAGGAGGCUUUUCCAGAGCCACCAGGUCCGUGGCUGUGCCGAGCCCAGGACUCUGCCCGUGUGUCUGGAGGCAGCGUGACUUGGGGAGUAAGACCACACAGUCUCUGGGGUCAGGCAGCUCCCGGGUCUCUCCGGGUCCUGCCCCUCGCCAGCCGUGUGGCCUUCGGCAGCGUCACCCACUCUGAGCCUUGGUUCCUCCUCUGUCAGUGCUUGGGGGCCGCUGCCGCCCUGGGCCCCCCCGUGAGUGGCGUGGAGCUGGACUCGCUCAUCUCCCAAGUGAAGGACCUGCUCCCGGACCUCGGGGAGGGCUUCAUCCUGGCCUGCCUGGAGCACUGCGGCUACGACCCGGAGCAGGUCAUCAACGACAUCCUGGAGGAGCGGCUGGCCCCUGCCCUCCGCCAGCUGGACCGCGGCCUGGACAGACAGAUAAAGCCCGACCCGACGCCUCUGCUGACAUCGCGUCACAACAUCUUCCAGAAUGAUGAGUUUGACGUGUUCAGCAGGGACUCAGUGGACCUGAGCCGGGUACACAAGGGCAGGAGGAAGGAGGAGAACGCGAGGAGCCUGCUGAACGACAAGCGGGCGGUGGCGGCGCAGCGGCAGCGCUACGAGCAGUACAGUGCGGUGGUGGAGGAGGUGCCGCUGCAGCCAGGCGAGGGCCUGUCCUACCGCGGCGAUGACUAUGAGGAUGAGUAUGACGACACGUAUGAUGGCAACCAGGUGGGCGCCAACGAUGCCGACUCCGACGAUGAGCUCAUCAGCCGCAGACCCUUCACCAUCCCUCAAGUGCUAAGAACCAAAGUGCCCACAGAAGGGCAGGAGGAGGAUGAUGAUGAGGAGGAGGAAGCUGAAGACGAGGCCCCCAAGCCCGACCAUUUUGUGCAGGACCCUGCGGUGCUACGGGAGAAGGCGGAAGCCAGGCGCAUGGCCUUUCUCGCCAGGAAGGGGUACCGACAUGACAGCUCAGCAGCUGUGGCCGGCAGCCCCCGGGGCCACGGGCAGAACCGUGAGACAACCCAGGAACGCAGGAAGAAGGAAGCGAACAAGUCAACACGAGCCAAUCACAACCGGAGGACCAUGGCCGACCGCAAACGGAAUAAAGGCAUGAUUCCCUCCUGAAGCCGCCACACCAGGGCCCGCGAGGAGGCAGCGGUGCCAAGCCCGCCAGGCUGUUUCCAGAGCUCUAGGCCUCCUCGCCAGAGACCCAAGUUCAGCUCGACCCCUCAGCCGCCUCAGCUUUGCAGCCCCUGAGAAGGCCGCCUCGUUGUCCACCAGCCAGCCGUGAGCACCCUCUUGCAGAACACACAGUGCCUUAUCCCACAGCAGAGGAGCCUGGGCCAGCCACGGGCAGAAGGGAGGGAGAGCCCCAAGGCGAGGCCCAAAACCUCUUGCAGCGACACCGCGUCCCUUUCCUCUGGACGGCAGGAAACCUGUGUAUUCCAAACAAAAGCCUGCGAAUAGAAUAAAGCGUUUGACCCUUUUAAGCAAUCGUCCAUGACGUGCCCGUGACCCGCCGUCCCCGUGUCCCAUCCUCCCGUGACAGCCACGGAGGAGGGCAGGACGUCACCGGGUCCUUCCCAUCAGCCUGUCGUGCUUGCCUCACGUGGCUCCCCUCCCGAUGCCGCUCUGCCUUGCUGUGUGUCCCUGGGAACAUCGCUCCCUUCUCCAGCUCCUGCUUGUGGAAGGAAGGACGCGGGUGUGAGGACCUGCAGUCCUGUCUGUUCUCCUUUGGUCCCCACCACCUGCUCCCGAGGAGGCAGGCCCCGUUGUCGGCCCCAGAGCACAGAUGAGGAAGGGGAGGCCCUGAGCUCACGGCGCCGGCCUGGGCCAUAGCUAGGAGUGGGCCAACAGGGAUGGACACGCAGGCGGCCCCCUGGCCUCUGUCAGGCCCCCGGCCCCUGGGUGGUGUCACCUCCGUCUCUGCUGGCCUGAGGACACUUGGCCAGCGCAGAGCCCGGACCAGAACUCAGUGCCUCUUGGUUGUGCGUAUACCAUAAAUCCUACAGAAAUGAGGGGUCGGAGAUCAGAAGAAGCAAAUGAGGAUGUUACUGCCAGGCCCUGUUGGAGCGAGUGGGACUUGGCCCUGGUUCCCCAGAACCCCCUCCCCGGCAUGGCCAACUGGCUCCGAGCGUGGCAGCAGCUGCCGUCAUCCCGAUUCCCGGGCCUUCAGAAUGUGACUGCACAAUGGCGGGUCAGCGGUGGGGCAGUCGCUGGGCUGAUCCUAGCAGCAGAAGCCAGGGCCCCUGCCCAGCUGGGCCUUGACGAUCACUCUGGUUGCCAGGACAGUUCAUUUGCAUGUGGUCAGGAUGAGCCUCUGAAGCAGCGAGGCAGACAGGCCCUUGACAGAUUGGUUGUGUGCGGUCAGCCCGCUCCAGUGAAAAUCGAUGGCCGUUCUCCCGCGUCGCGCACGGUCUCUGGGUGCGUUGGAGAUGCAGAGCUGACCUGGGGGCGGUGUCCUCCCCUCGCGCUGCCGAAUUAGCUGAGAUCAGGACCGGGCAGCCACCCCGCCAGGCGGCAGGAGGACUGUUUCCUCCCGCCGGCAUUUGCCAGGUCUCGGGCGGGGCCGUUCUUGUUCUGUCACUGGCCCAGCUUGUCCCUGGAGCAAAGGGAGGCGGGUCAGGGGAGCUCCCGGCCUUUACAUGUCGUACCUGUUACUGUCCACUUGGCCCCUCUCCUUUCACUCUGCCGUCUGCACCUCCUGACCACCAGAGUGGUGUCCAGGCCGCACCCGCUUCCUGGCUUAAAGGCCUUGAGAAGACAGAAGGGAUUUUUCCAAUUUUCCAGAACGCCCCGCCAGGUCAAAUUGAGCCUCCCUGGGGGAUCUGCAUGCUUUCUCAUUCCAGAUCUUGAGAGCACCCUUUCAGGGAUGCGUUGAAAACAGCUCAGGGUCAUGCAGAAUGGUGCUGGCAGGCACACCCUUCACCUCAUAGGGUCUCAGUUUUCUCAUCUGCAAAGUGGGUACAUUGGCCCAGAUGAAUGGUUUACACUUGGUGCCUGUUAAAUCCUCUGAGGCAGCCCCAAGGUUUAAGACGGGCAAUGGCAGAAGUGCUCUAAGUGAAGUGGGACGGGGGCCCUGAACCCUGCCCACUGGCUCACUGGGGUCCAACCAUUCCUGCUUCUGAAGCAAGAAUUUUCAAGUGCCUUCUCUGUUCCCUGGCAGAGAACAUGACUAUGACAGGCAUUUCCCAGGAAGCUUUUAAGACCUUGUGCCUCUGAGAGAGAAUCGUGUUUGUUUCUAGUCCGUGAGUGGCGAUGACGGUUAGCAUGUUUGUUUGGACAGCGCUUCUGUGCUGUGAGUGGGUGGACAGAGCGCGUCAUUGUUUAUAGAAGGGAGCCGGGAGCACAGGGAGUGACUUGCCCGGAGCCCAGGGCGAGUUAGCGGCAGGGCCUGCAGCAGAGCCUUUCUGAGGGCCCCCGAGCCAGCAGGUGCAGCCGGAGGAGGAAAUGGUUGUCAAGAACCUGCCUGUCCCUGUUACACCAAGAGCUUGGGGUAAAUAAUACAGGGAGGGAAUAAAAAUAAAAACAAACCCACCAAAAAUGGGGUGGGGGUGGGGGUGGAACAGCCUUUUUAUACGUCAGUGAAAUGAUGCUAGCCACGUGGGAAACUAAAUAUUCAAGAAUGAUGUUUUUUAAAGUUUGAAAGCAGAAUACAUGCUGGUGAAAAUGUAAAAAAAAAAGAAAGAAAGAAAAGAUUUUGCAUACAGACCACAUCUGGAAGGGAAUGUGCAUGAAUGAACACGAUGAUGAGACCACGAUGAAUUGUAGUGAAAAUAAAGGUACUUACUGAGGACUUGCA
Myotis myotis is the source of this 5510-nucleotide messenger RNA. It is a transcript of the gene ASCC2, whose product is annotated as activating signal cointegrator 1 complex subunit 2. Gene Ontology annotation, biological process: regulation of DNA-templated transcription. The coding region runs from base 230 to 2833 and encodes 867 amino acids. The transcript is spliced from 23 exons. NCBI's taxonomy places the organism in Eukaryota, Metazoa, Chordata, Mammalia, Chiroptera, Vespertilionidae. Gene Ontology annotation, molecular function: ubiquitin binding. The record is from RefSeq and is a predicted model, not a curated record.